Musa acuminata AAA Group (dessert banana) is the source of this 850-nucleotide messenger RNA. Its product is annotated as protein transport protein Sec61 subunit gamma-like. The transcript has 4 exons. Bases 16 to 570 code for a protein of 184 amino acids. Gene Ontology annotation, biological process: protein targeting; post-translational protein targeting to membrane, translocation. The record is from RefSeq and is a predicted model, not a curated record. Gene Ontology annotation, molecular function: transmembrane protein transporter activity. Lineage: Eukaryota; Viridiplantae; Streptophyta; Magnoliopsida; Zingiberales; Musaceae. Gene Ontology annotation, cellular component: membrane; Ssh1 translocon complex.
UACUUAUUUCUUGUGAUGGAGGAAGCCAACAUCGAGUCACGAGACUCGGGUAUCAUGGAGCUCAUUCUCGACAUCAGCCAUGACCUGAUCACAGCUUUUGUGAGGAAGAAUCUUGCUUUGAUGUCAUUCGAGACAGGUGACCUACGACCUUCGAACGUGACAACAAUAGCAGGAAUCGAGACCGUUGAUUCAGUCAAUGAGCCUAAUCCGACGGUGCUGAUCGGAAGUUGGAGUGCUAGGGUUGCCGAUAACCUGUCGAGCAGCCGUAUUCUUCCGACUCUACGGUCGUCGUCGUUCUCACGUCGGUCUCGAUCUCGAGCGUGUGGUUUUGUGAUACGCGAUCGAGAUGGACGCCCUCGACUCCGCCGUCGACCCCUUGAGGGAGUUCGCCAAGGACAGCGUCCGCCUCGUCAAGCGGUGCCACAAGCCCGACCGAAAGGAGUUCACGAAGGUGGCCAUCCGUACAGCGAUCGGGUUCGUGGUGAUGGGAUUCGUAGGGUUCUUCGUCAAACUCAUAUUUAUCCCGAUCAACAAUAUCAUCGUCGGUUCCGGUUAGGUCGCGGGAUAUAACGAAUUGGGUGUUUCGCAAUUGUAGGACAACAAAAAUGUCUCUGCCAUCGUAGAAGAGUUUGCUGGUUUUGUCUUCCAGCAUUUUAACCGUCAAAGGCACAUUUUGGGGGAACAUUUGUUGGUUUUUACCCAGAAUCUGCUAUGAAGCCUACUACCAAAAAUAAUAGUCUUAGCAUAUCAUAGCUGCGACUCAUCUGUUGGGCUUAAAAAAUUAUUUUCUCAGCCUCCUCGGCCUUUUCCAUUACUAGGGAAUAAGAUAUGCUUAGGACAUUCAUUAUCA